AGAUAAAUAUAUAUAUAUUUAGAGAGGGGAUGUAGUAGGGGAAAGGUUCGCGGGCGAAGUAAAGUAUAAACCAAACAUGAACGUUGGAACACAUGCAUAGGAAAGCUGGAGAAUAGUGUUGGAGGCUCAGAAUAUUUAUUUCCAUAUACACGACACAGCUUUUGAUGAGAGAUCCAACGACGACGACAGGUUUAGACGACGGUUUGCCAAGAUCAGAAAACGUUAUAUACGAAGAGGUCGUGCCUCUUUUCGAAUGGAAUCCAGAUUCAACAAGUCAUUAUUGGCUUCUUCUUCAUGUUCCAGGAUUCAGAAGGGAGGAUUUGAGAGUGGAAGUUCGGGCAAAUGGUCUCAUAAGGAUUGGUGGAGAAAGGAAGGUACCCACACCCAUGGACAAACUAAUGCCUGAAAACAAGAAAAAACUCUCCUUGAAUGCCAAAGCACUAAACAUUUUGUUUUGUGCAUUAGGUCAAGAUGAGUUUGCAAGAGUAAGUUCUUGCAAAUCCGCUAAAGAGGCUUGGGAACUCCUAGAAGCUACUCACGAAGGUGAUAAGGACCCUAAGGCAUCAAAGAUAGCCCUCAGAACCUCCGAGUGUGAGAACUUCAAGAUGAAGAAAGAAGAACGGGUUCCUAUGGUAAAGAAGACCAUGACACUCAAGGUGGAUGACAAAUCGGAGAGCGAAGGAGAAAGUGAUGAGGAACUCGCAAUGUUCAAAAGAUACAAGAAGGUCAUCAAAUGGAACCAGAGCGAGUCCUCAAGGAAAUUCCCACCAAAGAAAGGUAAACACUACUACAAAAACAGGUUUUAGCAUCGGUUGUUUUAGACCUUUUGCAUCGCUACUUUACAGAUGUCAAUGCAAGCAAUGCAAUUGCUCCAGGCUAAUUGCAUCAGUUGUAAAAGAACCGAUGCAAAAAGUCUUUAGCAUCGGUUGUUUCCAAAAAACCGAUGCCAAAGCCUUAUUUUUUUUAAAAAAAAAUAAGGGAUUUAACAUCGG
Molecule: messenger RNA, 992 nt
Organism: Cuscuta campestris
Lineage: Eukaryota; Viridiplantae; Streptophyta; Magnoliopsida; Solanales; Convolvulaceae
Source: the annotation of a GenBank genome assembly